AGGACUCGACACGACAAGUGUAUCUAUUCAUACCCCGUGGCCCCCUCUUUUUGUAAUUCUUGUUGCCUUGUUGUAUCUCGAAUGCGUACAAGGUCAAGGUGUCAAAGUUUCUGAUAUGAAUUAAUAGUUUGCAGCGAUUGCACUCGUGAAUAUUAAUUUCGUUGAGGAGAUCGAUCCAGCAACAGAGGUACAUACAUAGCGCACAGGAGCUGCACGCACAGAAAAUUAUAUCAAAUGGAGGCCCGACAGCGGUAUGUGCAAGAUGAGGCGCGAACCCUGCGUCGCGUUGGGUCCAAGAAGAUAGAAGGGGAGCUCACAGAGGAGCAAAUAGCCGACUACAAGGAGGCUUUCUCAUUUUUCGACCGCGAUGGGGACGGUGUCAUCCACAAAUCGGACGUGGACACGGUGAUCAAGGAGGUCGGGGACCGAACCUCGGAGGGGGAGAUGCGCAAGCUCCGCGAAGAUCCCUCCUUCGGCACCGGGGAAGUCGGCAUCGGAUUUGCGGAGUUUCUGUCCAUGAUUAUGCGUCGGCAGCACGGUCCUAAAGACGAGGACAACGAGAUGCUGGACACGUUUGAAUUGCUUUGCCCGGAAUCCCAGCGGGAACUGCCGCUGUCCCAAAAAUUUCUGCUCACCGAGCGGGUCCGGGAACUGUUGCAGCCGAAGAGCAUGGGCGAGAAGAUUUCGCGGCGCGAGAUGGAGUCCCUGAUGAACAUCGCCGAUCCGCGUGGCAUAGGACGCGUGUAUCUGGAGAACUUCGCCGCCCUUUUCCGGCGGCGCCCCGACGAUGAAAACGAGGCCGGGCCCCACCUGCAGAGGCACGCAGCCUCGGGGGGAUCGCUGCUGUCUGAGGAGGCGGCGGAUAUUCUGGAUGGGAACCUGAUGGCGGCUAGCGACGGAAGAGGGUCAUCGCCGCUCACCGCCGUUCGACACAGAGCGUAG
Amoebophrya sp. A120 is the source of this 942-nucleotide messenger RNA. The record is from the annotation of a GenBank genome assembly. NCBI's taxonomy places the organism in Eukaryota, Dinophyceae, Syndiniales, Amoebophryaceae.